Ylistrum balloti is the source of this 2599-nucleotide messenger RNA. Its product is annotated as R3H domain-containing protein 4-like. The record is from RefSeq and is a predicted model, not a curated record. The transcript is spliced from 7 exons. NCBI's taxonomy places the organism in Eukaryota, Metazoa, Mollusca, Bivalvia, Pectinida, Pectinidae. The coding region runs from base 106 to 960 and encodes 284 amino acids. Gene Ontology annotation, molecular function: nucleic acid binding.
UUUCACUAGGUUGACAUUUCCAAACGCUACAAGUUCCGUAAGGGUUGCAGCUUGGCAUAUAUUUUUACGGUCAGUGCUCGAUCGAAACUUUGGUAUCUUCCCAACAUGGGUGUGCUGCGUGACGAAACGAAUAUAUUUUCUUAUGAAAGUUCUGGCGACGACUUAGAGAGAUUAGACAAUGAUGUUAGAGAAGAAGUGCUGGCAAAGGACUCUAAGCGUCAACGGAAACCAUUUAAUAAGAACAAAUUACUGCCAAGUAACCUGCAACUUGACAAUGGUCAUCCCGGAUCCAGAAAAAAGACAGGGGUCAAGAAGUCCAGGAGGUGUGAAAACAUGAAGCAUCUGUUGACUUUGGUGGAGAAGGAAGAUGACAUUGAACUAAGCAUGGAAGUGGGUGAACCCAGCAUGUCAGUGUUUGCUGAACUCUUUAUGGAGCAUGAGAAAAUGAAGGCAUGGAAAGAUUUCAUGAACAGCUCAGAGGAAGAGCAAGGUCGAAUUCUUCAGCAGGGAAGGGAAGGAAAAAGAAUGAAUGACAACAACAGGCACAUUGAAAAUGGAAAUGACCAGGAAGACCUCAAUGAUAGUAGUGAUAGUUGGGAGGAAAUACCAGACAACAGGGCUGUUCAUCCAGCCUAUACUGCAGAGGAGUGUUAUCAGAGACUUGACAGGAACAUCAGACAAAAUUUCAAACGACAUAGUGUUCCUGUGGGAAUACUUGACAGUUUAGAACAGGAUUUGAUAUCAUUCUUCAAGGAUUGGCCAGGGUCGGUUUAUGUAUCCAAGCCUAUAUCAAGUUUUGAAAGAAUGCUUCUCCAUGCCACAUGUCAAUACCUCAAUCUCUACUCGACAAGUUUUGGUGAUGGCAGCACUCGACAGACUCAUGUGGAGAACAAAAUGUCUACAUUCUCACCUCCCUCUGUGCUCCUCAGCAGUUACCUACAGAAAGGAAAAUUGUCAUGACAACUUAAUGCUGACUAUACUUGCAACUCUGUAUAAAUUGAAGUUCUCCACACCUGGGGCUGGGUUUUAUGUUAUUAUUAGAGAAUGAAUACAAAGUGUUGUUGAGGUUUAAGUUUUAAUCUGUGCAGUUUGAUAUACCUUCUGUUGGUAUGUUCUGUAUAAAAUUGGUUAUUGAAAUAAAUUGCAUAGUUGGGCAAACAAAUGUACUUAAAAAUCACACAUUUAGAAUUCCUUACGUUUGUUAGCAUUCAUCAAGAUGAUUUUUUAUUUUGAAAAACAUUCUAUGUUUGAAACAAUUUUAACAGUGUGUACAGUUGUCAGUGAAAAGGAUAUGUCUUUUAAUGUUGUAACAAGUUUUUAUGUCAAAAGUUAAACGGACUAUUUUAUUUACCAUGAUUCUGAAAAUCUGAUUUUAAAAACUUAUUUUAGAUGUGUCUAAAGAAGAAAAAUAUUUACAUCACAAAAAUGAAAGUAUUCAUGUGAUAUGUUUGCCUUUAUAACUUCAAACUUGUUGUAAAUUAAGAAUUUUAAAAAACCAUGAUUAUAUGCAAUACACAAAAAGUGCUCUAGAUACCAAGUAUGUUCUUUUUGAUAUUUUGAGUUUAUUUACAAACAUAAUAUACAUAUGUAUCGUACAUUUGUUGUAAAACUGAUGCGCUGCUUAGAAGAAUGGCCUGUAUAACGGUAAUAUCAUUAUUAUUGUUAACUGUGUUGGGAGAUUCAACAGUGUAUGAAAAUUUAUACAAACUAGUUUAUUUUUUAGGAGAAUUUUACAUUGUUUCAAUUUUUUAACUCCAAACUUCCAAGUGAAAUAUUCUGGUAAAAAAAAAAAGGCAGAACAUUUGUUUGUUUUAAGCUGUUGUUAUGUAGAUUCGACUCUUAGUGGUACUAUGGACACUGCCACAAUACAUGUUUUAUACAGUGUACUUUAAUGUUCUGUUUACCUUUGCUAAAAGACUAGCCAUACCUCAUUAUAUGACCUAUAUAUACCGAUACCUGUUAUGAAUAACAGAUACAUGUCAAUGAAAUCACACAGGUAAUGACAGUGAUAAUUUAUCAUUCCUGUCAGUUUUUAAUCCAAAUUUUACCAGCACUGAAAAAUUAACAUACAUUUAUCUUAUCAUGACAGUGUCAUAAUGAUAAAUAUUUAUAAGAAUUUUGCAGGUUCACUGCAUGUUAUCUCCCAGAUAUGAUGUUACAUAGGAAUAUCUUUCAAGAUUUGAGCAAAAGGAAAUAAGUUGUAAAUAAUUUCCUCAGCAUGAGAAAUCUGGUUCGAGUUAAUUAUUAUAUAAUUAUAAUUUUUAGUAGGUUAAACAUGCAUGUAGUGUUAGAGGAGUUAUCUCCCUAUAUCUGUUUUAAAGAUUGAUUAUGAUACUGCUUAUCUUAUGAAAGAAAACCAUUUGUUUGAACAAACUAUGAUGAAAAACAGUUCGUCAUAUGAAUUUUGUUAAAUAUUUUAUUAAAUUGAAUUGACCAAUAUUUUUAGUAGGCUGAUCUGUACUAAGAAACUGAUGUUGGUUGACCCACCUUCAUUUACAUUUCUACUCCUUUUUCAGUCAUGAAUUUGUUUUUGAAAUAUUCUACAUGGUUUAUGUAGGUUAGAAAUAUAAUUUAUGACAUUAAAUGUUAUUAAACCUUA